GUUUGUUCCGUCCACCGCCUUCAUCUCUGCGUGCGCCCGCAUUUGCAUGGCCGCCCUCGUCGCGCUCUCUCCGCUGCCCUCCCCCCUCGCUCGCACUCGCACGGCUCACCUUCGCCGGGACCCUGCGUCCUUGUCCUUCCUGCUGCGCCCGGCCUCGCCGCAUCCACCUGCAACCCGAAAGUCCACGUUAAUCUACUCACCGCGCGCUGCUAUGGCGUCUGCGCGGACGGCGCAGUUGGCGGCGGGGAAGGCGCUGGUGGUGGUGGGUUCUGCGAACGCGGACGUGUACGUGGAGGUGGCGCGCAUGCCGCUGCCCGGCGAGACCGUCAGCGCCACCUCGGGGCGCACGCUGCCCGGCGGCAAGGGCGCCAACCAGGCGGCGGCCGCCGCCCGCCUGGGACACUCCACGUACCUCGUCGGACAGGUGGGCAGCGACGCCAACGGCGCCAUGCUGUCGGCGGCGCUCUCCGCUACGGGCGUGCACGUGGACCACCUCGCUGUGCUGGGCGUGCCCCCCGGCGCCGCCAUGAGCGCCGGGCACCCGAGCGUGGUGGCGGCCACCAACGCCAAGGCGGACGCGGAGGCGGCGCUGGAGCAGGCGCACGCAGCGGCGCAGCGCGCCCAGCAGGCUGCCGCGACGGCCAGCAAGGAGGCCCAGGCCGCUGGUGCUGGUAACUUCCGCACAGGCGCUGCCGCUGCUGCUGCGGCGACAGCACAGGCAGAGGCAGAGGCCGCAGCUGCAGCACAGAGGGCGGCAGCAGCCGCUGCAAGGGCUGCCGCACAGGCAGCGGCGGCGGCAGACGGACAGAGUGCGGCUGCUGCCAGGCAGGCGGCAUCUGCUGCUGCAGCGGCGGGUAGCGUGGCAGGGGGGGGUGGCGAGGGGAGUGUGGCGACAGGGCAUGCGAUCGUGAUGCUGCAGGCGGACGGCAGCAACGCCAUCAUCAUAGUGGGCGGCGCCAACAUGGCAUGGAGCAAGCGGCGCAUGGAGGGCAGGGGCGCGGGGCGCAGGGAGUCGUACUUCAGCGAGGGGGCAAGGGAGGCGAUCCGGGGGGCGGGCAUGGUGCUGCUGCAGAGGGAGCUGCCGGACGAUGUCAACGCUGAGGCUGCAGAGGUGGCAGCUGCAGCGGGGGUGGCAGUGGUGCUGGACAUGGGUGGCAUGGAGGGCGCGCUGCCGGACGCCAUGGUGCGGCGUGUGGCGGUGCUGAGCCCCAACGAGACGGAGCUGUCGCGCCUCACAAACCUGCCCGUCACGUCCCUGCCCGAGGCCGAGAGGGCUGCGCACUCACUGCUCGCCAAGGGAGUUCCCAAGGUGCUGGUGAAGCUAGGCAGCAGUGGCUCCCUGCUGGUCUCCUCCUCCCCUCUCGCUCCUCCCUCCUCCUCCUCGCCGCUCUCUGCUUCUCUUUCCACGGCCACGGACGGGACGGGCCGCCAAGUGUGGCACCUGCGGCAGCCAGUGGUGCCAGCGCACGCAGUGGUGGACACAACAGGGGCCGGCGAUACCUUCACCGCCGCUUACGCCGUGGCACUGCUGUCGGGCUCAUCGGACGCUGAUGCGCUGCUCUUUGCUUCCUGUGCGGCGUCGCUGUGUGUGCAGAAGAAGGGAGCCAUGCCAAGCCUCCCAGACCGGUUCUCUGUGCAAUCAUUGGUACAACAAUCACAAAACUCUUGGUGAUUGGCACCCUUGAGUCAUGACUAGGUCAAGGCGUAAUAUGCUAGACUCUGAUGGUCUCGACAAUCGGGAUAUAGACUCGUCACUUAACAGUUCAGGUCGUGCUUUUGCCGCAUGCCCUUGUUCUAGUGCGUAAAUCAACUUCGUUUUCUUGAACAUUGGGAUUUAGUUUGUUUGACUGCUGA
Closterium sp. NIES-67 is the source of this 1854-nucleotide messenger RNA. Lineage: Eukaryota; Viridiplantae; Streptophyta; Zygnematophyceae; Desmidiales; Closteriaceae. The record is from the annotation of a GenBank genome assembly.